AUGUCUGGUCCGAAAAUUAUGCCCGGUGCCCAAAAAGAGCUUGAUCACUUCUUCGACAUCCCCUGGUGUCGCGAUCAGUUCCUUCAUCCUGAUGCGGUCGCCGUUCCUCGAUUAGAUGAUAAACAAGAUGGCCGUGGUAGCACCGGAAAGCUGUUCAGCGAGACACUCAAUUCACCGUCGACCAUCUAUCAUCGCAUCAAAUGGUUACCUAUUGAGACCUGCAGCGUGUUCUUCGCCUUGGGUGAUGGCGUAUGCGGAUUUGGGGACAUUUGCCACGGCGGUGUUCAAGCAACACUUCUAGACGAUGUCAUGGGCGUUCUCGGCAUCCUCAACGCCCGGCUACAACACGGAAUGAUAACUACAGAAGUCCCUGAAAAAUGGUCGCCCGAGAUAAAUCCUGGGAUGCUCGACCUGGUAGCGAAUAUGAUUGCCACCCAAGGCAUCAAAGUUCAAUAUCUUCGACCACUACGAGUUCCCAAGGUCAUCCAGGUUACCUCAAGUAUGGGGGAGAUAUCAGAUGAUGGAACUUCAUUCUUGGUCCAUGCAGCUAUUAAAGAUGAGGGUGGUAAGGAAUAUGCAAAAGCAAAGGCGCGUUGGGCGGUGUUUCGCUUGAAGGGAAAACUGUAG
Molecule: messenger RNA, 627 nt
Organism: Fusarium oxysporum Fo47
Lineage: Eukaryota; Fungi; Ascomycota; Sordariomycetes; Hypocreales; Nectriaceae
Product: PaaI family thioesterase
Exons: 2
Coding region: 1-627 (208 amino acids)
Source: RefSeq, a predicted model, not a curated record